GCCCAUGUAUGCCAACAGCUUCAGGACGGCUUAGUCCGUACUCGUUAUUGACACAACCUCGGGCGGGACGACUGUGUUUUGGCGUUUUAAUGAGGACAGCGAGACUCAUUUACCUCUAAUGAUAGACUCGUAUUUGUGAUUGUCGUGUGAUUCAUUCAUGUGCAGUUGCGGGGACUUGGGACAGAUCGGCAGGUCAGGAAACUCUGGUCACCGUCAUGGAUGUCCGUCUGUCAGUGGUGUUGUUGUUGGGGUGUAUGGGGAUAACAUGGGCGACGGUGUGGAUGAAGGUGUCGGAGAAAGGCAUCAACACAAUCAGCACACAGGUAGUGGAGACGUAUCCCCAACGUGUAUUUGACCUUUCUGACCUCAUCCGAAACUCCUCACAGAUGCAGAUAUAUGGCGUUGACGUCCACUCCCCCAGUGGAGUGACGUCACGUGUGGAGGUGUCAAAGGUUACCAAUGGAGAGUUCAACGCUGAGUGGAAAGUACAGUCCCUGGUGAUUGACGUCAGGGGACAGGCCUCCGUUGGGGGAUUAAACUUUCGGAUUGACUCUCGGAUCCUACUGAGGGAUUCUAAGCUUUUCCUAAAGUACAUUAUAGGUAAGACAACUACUUGA
Messenger RNA from Haliotis rubra (blacklip abalone), 617 nucleotides. RefSeq lists its product as uncharacterized. The record is from RefSeq and is a predicted model, not a curated record. The transcript is spliced from 4 exons. NCBI's taxonomy places the organism in Eukaryota, Metazoa, Mollusca, Gastropoda, Lepetellida, Haliotidae. Bases 216 to 617 code for a protein of 133 amino acids.